CGGUGUCAGGAGACCGCUGCGCCGCACCGACCGAGCGCCGCUUCGCCUCUCGGGGCUGUUUACGGUAAAAGCGUGUCAGCGUGAGGUGGGUCGGUAGGAGUGGCGCUGGCAUCCUGCUUUGCAUGAACCGUCGGGACUCCCCGAGUUAGUGGCCGCAGUCGAGAUAUUUCCUGUCAGCCGCACACAGCCGAGGCGACGGAGACGGAGAAGAAGAGGAAGAAGAAGAAGAGGGGAUGGCCGAGAACAGCUGCGAGGCGAGCGGCUCCGUCCACCGGAGAUGUCCGGCCCAUUCACCGACGGAGAGACACGUCUCGCCGGGGGCCGGGGCGGCCAAAUGGAUCCGACUGAACGUCGGGGGGACGUAUUUUUUAACGACGAGACAGACGCUCUGUCGAGAUCCAAAAUCCUUCCUCUACAGACUGAGCCAGGCUGACCCCGAGCUCGACUCUGACAAGGAUGAAACUGGUGCCUAUCUAAUAGACCGAGACCCCACGUACUUCGGGCCGGUGCUCAACUACCUGAGACAUGGAAAGCUGGUGCUCAACAGGGACUUGGCAGAGGAAGGUGUGUUGGAGGAGGCCGAGUUCUACAACAUCACAUCAUUAAUCAAGCUCCUCAAGGACAAGAUCAGGGACCGCGACUGUAAAACGUCACAGGUGCCGGUGAAGCACGUUUACCGCGUGCUGCAGUGCCAGGAGGAGGAGCUCACGCAGAUGGUGUCCACCAUGUCCGACGGCUGGAAGUUUGAACAGCUUGUCAGUAUAGGUUACGGGCGGGCCCACCAGUCAGAGUUUCUGCUGAUUGUGUCAAGGGAGGUGAAGGGAGAGGAGUCUGCUUUGCCAAACAACAGCGGAGAGCUGGUCAGCAUAGGCUCCUCUUACAACUACGGCAACGAGGACCAGUCCGAGUUCCUGUGCGUGGUCUCCAAGGAGCUGCACAACCAGUCCUACGGCACCAACAGCGAGCCCAGUGAGAAGGCCAAGAUCCUUCAGGAACGAGGUUCCCGGAUGUGAAGAGGACUCAGUAUUAUGAGCUCCGGGUGUUAUGAUGCUAACAUAUCAUCUUUGUGGAAGAACGUUUGGCACAAUGCAGAUUUAAAGGAGUCCUGUGCAUUUGUUGUGUGUUUUUCUCUUUUUUUUGUUUUUUUUUAUUUCUUGAUGUAAAUAAGUCUGUUUACUGACAAUUUGUGCCUGUGCAUCGAAACUGGACCUUUUUUAUUUUGAAUUAGCGCCAAGUUCUUUUUAAUUUAUUUUUUUUCUUCAAAUAAGGAAUUUCAAUCUAGAAAUGUUUUACGCUAGAAUACGGCCGUCAUCAUACAAGGCCAACGAUUCACUCAGGGUCAUCCGUUGACUUAAAUCAUCCUCUUCACGGCUCUGCCAAGGGAUCAAUCCUUAUCAUUGUUUAGAACCCUUUAAGGGAGUUGAGUUUAUUCAGCACCUGUUAAGCAGUUAUUUAAAUGUGACAUUCACCCCAAAAACAAAUCCAUAAAACCUUUUCCAACAGUUACGCUGAGAUUUGUGAUCAUGAGGAUGAGCUAUACAACACGAGCGUUUGCAGAUGCAUUUAAAACGUUUUACGUGACAUUAAGUCAGCCAGUCAUUUGAGGAGCUUUUACUGGCGAUGAGCGAUUGACACGUAAUGAACAGGACGAUGAAAGCGCCGUUUUCACACGGAACAGAUCCGCUGACUUCAGAGAGAUCGUAUAUAUCUGCUUAAUGUCGUCCUUUUAUUGCUUGAAAAGUGGACUUUCUGACCACACGUUCUACUUAAGUUCUAUUAUUAUACAGUUAAGUAUUACACAUUUAAUCACACGUCAUCGUUCAAAAUGCCGUUUCAAAGUAAGAGUUCCGCUGCUCCUGCGAACGUGAGACUUUAAUGUAAAGCAGUAAAUUGCUCUCUAAGUGUUUUAAAAAACACAUUUGUAUAACUUUAUCUUGCCUGACACUUUUGGAACUCCUCAUGUUCAGAAGUCUACAGUUAACUGCCAAAAUAUUCAAACGUGUUUUAAUAAUGUGAAUUCUGUUUUUAAACUGACUUGUUUCUCGUCGGGACAAAUAUUCUUGAGAAAACGGCGUUUUUAAAAUAAGAUUUUCUGAGUUUUAGUUUAUUGUUUGAGGGGACAUCGUGUUUGAUUAAAAUCUUUUUUUUAGGGGCAACAGUCGCUCGAAGGCCGAAGUCAAGGACUUUCUUUUCGUAACCAGAGGGUUUUGUUUUGAUGUAAAUAAUACAAAUUCAAUAUGAAUAUUUAACUCUUCAAAAAAACAAACUGCACGUUUUGUACACUGUAGAGAAAACACAACUUGAAACCACAGUUGUUUAUACUGGACGAUUUUUGACAACGUUAACUUCUGUUUUGCAUUGUUUGUACAGGAUUUCUGAGUUAAGAUUGAAACCGCUGAUGCUGAACACGGUGUCUUUCACUGAGAACAUGCCUAUAACAUGUUUUGAUAACAAAGCUAUACUUGGUUGUCUAUGAAGUUGACUGUUACAUUUAAAAACAAAUGUGUUUUUCCUGCGUUGUGAUUCUUCUGAGCAUUUUGACUUGUAGAUUUCGUACACAGCAUUACAAGCACUACAGUGGGAAUCAGCACUGUGCACAUUGCUAACAAGCCUGUAAUGUUGGUGUAAAUCCUGCAUUUCAGAACACGGUUUCUUUUUUCUUUUUUUUUUUUAAUAGGUUGUUUUCAGGUUUGAUGUGUGAUUUUUGAUAGUUUGGAUAAAAAUCCUUAUGUGUUGCCUUUUUCCCCCCAACGACCAAAUCCAAUGUCCUAUAUGUACCGUACACGUUAGUGUCAGGGAUGAGUAAACUUUUAUCAAUGCUGACACACUAUGUACAUAUAGACUUCUUAAAGACACACAAACCUCCAUUUACUCUCAUGUACACGUAUACACUUGAUUAAAACAAUUUUUAUAUUGUUGCAAAAAACAAGUAUGGAUGCAUGUUUUUGAUAUAGCUACACACACACACACAAACACACACACACAAGGGCUUUUAAAGUGCAACAUUUCAAAUCUGCAAAGAGGUUCAAUCAAAGACUGGAUUUCCUGCCAGAGUUAGGCUAUGUUUACAUUUGCUAUAGUAUUCUGAAGCCUUCCAAUUAUAUACUGUCUUGCACUUCCUCUCACACACGUUAACGUUUGUCUUGAUUUGUGUAACGCACCCCCCCCCCCCACUCCACAUGAACCGAGCACGGACGUGCUGACUGAUAAGUUCCUCUCUCCACUGCUUGCAGCCUACGGAGCGUCGCAGACAAUCAGGAUUUCCGCCCUCUCUGAUGGCCCAGAUGCUCACUUUUCAUUUUGGGGUCCUUUUUCAGUCUUUUUUUUUUAAUUUUUUAUCCUGCAAUGAGAUUUAAAGUGUUCUGGUUUGGUUUGUUCAGUUGUAAUUUCAUUGACGUCGCAAACAGGCCGUCUAGUUGAGCAUUUGGCAUCAGUUAUCAUUUCAUGUCACGGAUAAACUUAUCAAAUCUGUAGCCUGAUGCUAAUAAGUGCCCAGUUUGUGUUGCAUUCAUGUCAUAAGCCAGAGACACUGUAGUGCAUGAUUGAAGUUUAUCACACUUGUAAUCAGAGCAAAGGAAUGUGAUAUUUUUACUCAAUCUUGCAAUUACAUCAAUGAAUAAGGUUCUCUUAUCACUACAUAGAUCACUUCUAUAUGAUCUUAUGCAACGUAAAAUAUGUACGAACUAAGUAUGAGGUUAAUGGGCUAUAUCUAUACGGUCUUGCAUAGGGUAAACCCAAUAAAAAUGUUGUCAUUCAUA
Molecule: messenger RNA, 3758 nt
Organism: Gasterosteus aculeatus aculeatus (three-spined stickleback)
Lineage: Eukaryota; Metazoa; Chordata; Actinopteri; Perciformes; Gasterosteidae
Gene: kctd5b
Product: potassium channel tetramerization domain containing 5b
Biological process (GO): protein homooligomerization; proteasome-mediated ubiquitin-dependent protein catabolic process
Cellular component (GO): Cul3-RING ubiquitin ligase complex; cytoplasm
Molecular function (GO): cullin family protein binding
Source: RefSeq, a predicted model, not a curated record